CAGGACGUGCAUAAAAUAAUACGAGCUUAUAUUUACAAUUGCACACGCAAAUUCAUAUUUAAAAAAAAUAUACAUCUCAUAUAUACCAUAAAAAGUACAGAGAAAAAUGGCAGAGAAAAAGACAGGCGGCUUCAACGAAGGAAAACGCCGCAAAGAAUCCAUUUUGGAUAUGUCCAAAUAUAUGGACAAGCAAAUACGAGUAAAGUUUGCAGGAGGGCGCGAAGCGACUGGUAUACUAAAGGGCUAUGAUGCGCUAUUGAAUCUGGUGCUGGACAACACUGUGGAAUACCUUCGCGACUCAGAUGACCCAUCCAAGCUAUCAGAGGAGUUAACACGCAACUUAGGCUUAGUUGUAUGUCGCGGCACUGCUUUAGUGCUCAUCUGUCCGCAUGAUGGCGUGGAAGCCAUUCCUAAUCCAUUUAUAACGCAGUAGGCACGAUUUAGGCUAAGUAAAGGUUUCAUAAAGUUGUUUUAUCAACCCCUCUGCCAUCAAACUUCUGGACAACAGCACCAUUACUCGUCAUUUUAGAGGACUCUAUUCGCUGUAUUUUCCAUAUCGGAGUACCUAAAAUCCUCCCCUUGCCAAUGUAAAACCACCAAGAUUUGCUUAUUGUUC
This is a messenger RNA of Drosophila busckii, 616 nucleotides long. Its product is annotated as U6 snRNA-associated Sm-like protein LSm7. Gene Ontology annotation, cellular component: Lsm1-7-Pat1 complex; U2-type prespliceosome; U6 snRNP. The record is from RefSeq and is a predicted model, not a curated record. Gene Ontology annotation, molecular function: RNA binding. The transcript has a single exon. Lineage: Eukaryota; Metazoa; Arthropoda; Insecta; Diptera; Drosophilidae. Gene Ontology annotation, biological process: mRNA splicing, via spliceosome; nuclear-transcribed mRNA catabolic process. The coding region runs from base 107 to 433 and encodes 108 amino acids.